GGAUAUAGUUGCAGCGAUGUACUAUCACGUAAACUGCGUAGGGAGGACUGUCAUGCGUUGCUACGACGUGAGCUUAGAAGCCGCGUAAAUAUGGCUGCAACAAUAGCGAGCGGUUAGUAUUGUCCAGUGUAAUGAGCACACAUGAUGAUCGUGAUUGUUCUUGUUGGUGUACGGUGAUGAAAUCCAUGUGUCAUCGGCGAGGAUGAGCGAAAGAAAGUUUACCCGUGGCCUGGGUAAACCGGGCAUGGCCGCUCAAUUACGAGAGACCGUCUCACAGGUAGUACGCGAGAGCACCGUACAGAACAAACCACAUUUAGUAGAACCCAUAGAUUUUGAAAAUUUUGUACUAAAAAAUAAAACUUUAUUACAAAAUGACCCUCAAAGAGAACUUCUACUAUAUCCUCAAGAUGAUGUUUCACAAGUGGUAUUACCUAGAAGGUACCGUACUUUAGUACCGAUUGUGCCACAAAUUUCAAGUAAUGAGGAAGGAGAGAAUCUACUUACAAAAGAAUGUUUAAGAAGUUAUACAUCUAAUUGGAAUCUCAUACAUUACAAAUAUUCAGCAUACAGUGGAACUUAUCUUGAAUUACCUAAGAAUUAACAAAAAGUAAUGGAAUAACAAAGGAGGGCUACUUAAUGAAAGGUCCAGAAAUUGGUAGUAGUGAUCGUAUGUUUGCAAAUAUUGGUUCAAAAUCAUUCAAGAGAAGAUUCUGUCAUUUACGACAAGAAGUUGACGGCACAUACAUUCUUGAGCUUUUUAAGGAUGAAAAGAAGGGUGAAGCUAAACUGACAAUAGUAAUGGAUUUUUGCACUGAAGUUGUUAGGAAUCCAAAACGUGGAAGAUAUUGUUUUGAAUUAAGAAUGAGUGGGACUCACAAAUCAUAUACUUUAGCAGCAGACAAUGAGACAGAUAUGCAAGAUUGGUUAUUAAAAUUAAGUUCAGUAUUACAACAUUAUAAACAACAAGAAGAAAAACGUGCUGCUUCAUUAGAAAGAGCAUGCAAUACACCUCCUCCUUCUCCUCAACCUAUGCAGGUUUAUGGAACACUCAAAGGCUUGGAACAAAGCAUGAAUCCACAAUUGAUAAAAUAUUCUAGGGAAACAGAUACUAGUAUAGCAUUAGCGAGGCGAGAAAGUCGUAAACAACUGUUUAAUAUUUACCCUCAUAUUGCACAUAAUAAACAACAAUCAGGCAAUAAUAAUGAACAGAAUAUUGAUCCAUACAGAGAACAAUUUGGACAGAGAAUUUUUGUAAAAUGUGAAAGUCUUAAAUUUAGAUUACAAGCACCAAUAGAUGAAAAGGAAUCAUUAUGUCAAGUGGAACCAUAUCAAACUACAUUAAGUCUUUAUGAUGCAAGAAAUGGCAGAAAAUUAACUGAGAAUUUUCAUUUUGACAUUAAUCAUGAAGUUGUUCAAGAAAUGGUAAAAGAACUAAGUCCUGUAGGAAUUAUGACAGAAUCUACAGAAAAUAUUAAAUUACCAAAUGAUUUGAAAACUAUACCAUUAGAUUGGAUUAAAUAUCCAAAACAGGCCAUAUUUAGUAUUAGUAAUCCUCACCCUGACAUAUUCUUGGUUGUAAGAAUAGAUAAAAUAUUACAAGGAAAUAUAUGUCAAACUUCUGAACCAUAUUUAAGAGCUACAAAAGAUCCACGAUUAGGUUUAAAAGUACAUAAACAAGUUAGAGCAUGUUGUCAAAGAUUGGGAAAUUAUAGAAUGCCAUUUGCUUGGGCUGCUAGACCACUAUUUAGAUUAUACAGUAACGAAUUGGAUACAUCAUCAGACUUUCCUGCAAUAUAUAGGCAGGAGGGAAAUAAAAUAAAAGAUGAAGAAUUACUCAAACUUCUUUCAGAAUAUAGAAAAUACAUUGUUUACAUCUUUAGCAGCUUUAAAACCAUUUCCAUUACCGCCAAUAUCUGAAGCAACUCUUGAGAUUGCAGAAUUUGAAAGUACUUCAGAGAAAGAUGUUCAUCCAUACACAACUUAUAUUAAUCAUCUUUAUGUGUAUCCGCAAACUCUCAGCUUUGACACUCAAAAAAUAUUCACUAGAGCUAGAAACAUUGCAUGUAUUGUUGAAUUACGAGACGAUGAUUGCGAAAAUGCUACACCUUUAAGAUGUAUAUAUGGAAGACCUGGUGCUCCACUUUUAUGCUUACGAGCAUCUUGCGCAGUUUUACAUCAUAAUGCAGUUCCUUCUUGGUAUGAAGAAAUUAAAAUACGACUUCCAUCGAAACUUCAUUCCAAGCAUCACUUACUUUUUUCUUUUUACCACAUAAGUUGUGAUAUGAAUAAGAAAAAAGAAAAUGGUAUUGAAAAUUGUGUUGGUUAUGCUUGGUCUCCAUUAUUGUAUAAAGGAAGAUUAAACGUGGAUAUGGAUAUGAAUAUACAAGUACUACCUGUAGCAACACAUUUACCACCAGGAUAUCUUUCAAUACAACCUCUUGGACUAGGAAAAGGGAAUGCUGGACCGGAAAUUAUAUGGGUUGAUUCUCAACGACCAGUAUUUACAGUAGCGUUUCAGUUGAUUUCAACUGUUUUUACACGUGAUGUACACUUGCAUAAUUUAUUUGCUCACAUGGAACGCAUCCUAGAUACAAAACUAGGAGUAGUACCAGCAGAUUCGGAAACAUGCAAAAUAUUAAAAGCUGCUCAUGCAGUACAAUUAGUUACAGUUAUUACAUUUCUUCCUACUAUAUUGAAUCAGCUAUUCGCAUUAUUAAUUUGUACUACAAAUGAAGAAGUUGGAUUGUAUAUUAUAAGAGUUUUAGUACAUUUUAUAAAUAUGGUGCAUGAAGCUGGUAGAAAAGAAAUACUUCAAGCUUAUAUUAAGUUUGUUUUCGUGCCACCCUCUCAAGGAAACGGUAUUGUAACAGUUCAUGAACAACUAGGGAAACAUCUUCCUAUAUUAUUGCAACCAAGUAAUACUGACUUUCUAGUAGUAAAUAAGUUUAUGCAUCAUUCCAGUUUCUUUUUUGAGAUAAUGAUUAAAAGUAUGGCGCAACAUUUGCUUUCGACAGGAAGGAUAAAAAUGCAUAGAAAUGAAAGAUUUUCAAAAGAAUACCAUGAAAAAAUUCGAAGUUUAGUGGAUGUUAUUAUGCCUUAUCUCAUGAACAAAUAUAAAGAAAUGCCGGUUGAAACACAUGAAUUAAAUAAAAGUCUUGCACAAUUUUUAAAACGAUGUCUUACAUUCAUGGAUCGAGGAUUUGUUUUCUGUUUAAUAAAUUCGUAUAUGGACAACUUCUCUCCUGGAGAUCAACGUACACUACAUGACUUCAAAUUUACAUUUUUGCAAAUAAUUUGUUCACAUGAACAUUAUAUAUCUUUCAAUUUACCAAUGAUGCAUUCUCGAAUUACUUCAAGAGAUUUAAUAAAUGAAUAUUGUUUGUCAGAAGAUUUUUGCAAACAUCAUUUCUUAGUUGGACUAUUAAUGCAAGAAGUUAAAACUUCCUUAAAUGAAAUUGUACAAAUUCGUAAAGUGGCAAUAGCUACAUUAAGAGAUUUAAUGGCAAAGCACGAACUUGAUGAUAGAUAUCAGAAUAAGGGUCAAUUAAGUAGAAUAGCAUCCAUUUAUAUACCAUGGUUAAGUAUUGUAUUAGAAAAUCUGCAUCGGUUGCAAUCAAUACAUGAUAACAAUAAGACAGAAAUUAAACAAAAUGGUAUCAACAGAAUAUCAACUAGCAGUUCAUUUCUGGCAAAUAAAGAUACUGUCAGUACUACUGCGACCACUGGAACUCCAAAGUCAAUACAUAGGCUUACAUUACAUUUGGAGACUCAAUCUCCAAUAAGGGCAUCUAUGCAUUUACGAGAUUCUACGUACUUCGCAGCCAUAGCAGGCCAGGGAUUAGUUAAUGGAUAUUCUUGUACUAGCAUAGAAUCAGAUACUUCAACAAUAUCUGGUAUUUCUCAAUCGAAUAUAUCACAAGAAACUACUAUUGUUCGUGAACCUACCGAAAAUGGUACUGGAGAAAGAAAAAGACAUUCUCGUUCUUUAAGUGUUACACAGUCAUCACCUAGAUGUGAUAAAUUACAAUCAUCAGAAGUUAAAGAUAUUUUACUUUGUUUUCUGUUUGUAAUAAAAUAUUUAGGUGAUCAUCAAGUUAUUGCUUGGUGGCAACAAUGCAGUGACUGUGAAAUUUUAAGUUUCUUUACAAUAAUAGAAAUGAGCCUUCAUCAUUUUAAAUAUGUUGGAAAAAGACAAAUAGCUACAAAUAUGACAAAUAAUUCUGGAAAACCUCGAACAGUGAAAGCAAUGACGCUACCAGCCAGAAUGGCACCUCCUGAUUUUUCUAAUGAAGGACCCAUUACUAGUACUUUGCAACCACAUAAUACUACUGUACGAGAAAAUCUUGUUGAAAGUGACAGUGGAAAAAUGCAUCAAGCUUUGUUAGAAGCGAAUAUGGCGACAGAAGUUGGUUUGAUUGCAUUGGAUUGUUUAGGAUUAUUUUGUAUUCAUUUUAAGGAUGUACUUUUAACAACAGAUGGUGAUAAUCUCAUAAUGCAAAAAGUAUUUAGUAUAUACUUGUCAUUUUUGCAAGUUGGACAAUCUGAAACUUUAUUACGACAUGUUUUUGCCAGUUUCAGAGCUUUUCUAAAUAAUUAUUCUAUAAUUCUGUUUCAAGGAAAUGCCGUUUUAUGUGGACGUUUAUGUUACGAAUUAUUACGUUGUUGUAAUAGUAAGUUAAGUUCUAUUAGACAAGAAUCUUGUGCUUUACUUUAUCUUCUUAUGAGAAGCAAUUUUGAAUUUACUAGUAGGAAGGGUUUAACUAGGGUUCAUUUACAAGUAAUAAUAUCUGUUUCGCAAAUGCUUGGAAACGUUAUUGGAUUAAAUAAUUCAAGAUUUCAAGAAUCGUUAUCAUUAAUAAAUAGCUAUGCUUCUUCUGAUAAAGUGAUGAAAGGUACUGGUUUUCCAGUAGAAGUUAAAGAUCUUAAUAAAAGAAUUAGGACCGUUUUAAUGGCCACAGCUCAAAUGAGAGAACAUAAUAAUGAUCCCGAAAUGUUGGUGGAUUUACAACAUAGUUUGGCUAAUUCUUAUGCCAGUACACCUGAAUUGAGACAUACAUGGUUAGAAACUAUGGCUAGAAAUCAUGCAAGAGAUGGGAAUUUUUCAGAGGCUGCUUGUUGUCAAUUACAUAUUGCCGCAUUGAUAGCAGAAUAUUUAAAAUUGAGAAAAGUUCAUACAUGGGGAGCAGAAGCCUUUGAUAAGAUUUCUGAAAACAUUUCUAGAGAUGAAUGCAGUCUUAAACUUGAUGCUGGUGUGCAAGAUAUUCAUUACAACGAGUAUAUACUUCUUGAACAAUUAGAACUUUGUGCUGAGAUGUUAGAAAAAGCAGAACGAUUUGAACUUCUUGGACAUUUGUAUAGAUUAAUAGUUCCUAUACAUGAAGUAAAAAGAAAUUAUGAAGCUUUAGCAAAUUGUUAUUCCCAUUUGGCACAAGCCUGUAAUAAAAUUGUUGAAGUUACAAAGUCCGGAAAAAGACUUCUUGGAAGAUUUUAUAGAAUUGCAUUUUUUGGUUUGGCAUAUUUUGAAGAUGAAAACGGACAAGAAUAUAUUUAUAAAGAACCAAAAGUUACAUCUUUAUCUGAAAUUUCAGAACGUCUCCAUCAUUUAUAUUCUGAAAAAUUCGGCUCAGAAAAUGUUAAAAUGAUAAUGGAUUCUAUACCUAUCGAUAUAACUGAACUAGAUCCAAAAAUAGCAUAUAUUCAAGUAACACAUGUUACACCUUAUUUUGAAAAAUAUGAAUUAGAAACUCGACAAACAGAGUUUGAACAAAAUCAUAAUGUAUCAUGUUUUAUGUUUGAAACUCCAUUCACUAAAGAAGGGAAAGCAAGAGGUAUUCCAGAAGAACAGUGGAAACGUAGAACAAUACUUACAACACAAUAUUCUUUCCCAUAUAUUAAAAAACGUAUUCUGGUAGUUGAAAAACGAAUAAUGGAACUGAGUCCAAUUGAAGUCGCUCUAGAUGAAAUGCGACAGCGUGUCCAAGAAUUAGAAGAUGUAGCUCUUAUAGGUCCAACAGAUGUAAAAAAAUUGCAAUUAAGAUUACAAGGAAGUAUAUGCGUUACAGUAAAUGCUGGACCACUCGCAUAUGCUUCUGCAUUUUUAGAUCCUGCACUUUCUCCACAAUAUCCAGAUGAUAAAGUUGAAGAAUUAAAAGAUGUCUUCCGAGAAUUUGUUAAAAUAUGUUAUACAGCUUUGCAGAUAAAUAGCAAAUUAAUUACAUCCGAUCAAUACGAAUAUCAAGAAGUAUUACGAGAAAAUUAUCAAAAGCUUUGUCAAAAUUUGUCGUCAUUACUUGGAGAACCUAUUUGGCCUGAUGAACAAAUUGGAAAUUUUAAACGUAAUAGUGCUGCUUUAUUUAGUGCUAUCAGUGGUGCUAGUAAUCAUACAAGUACAGCUUAAAAUAGGAGAAAUCAUUUGCAAUUGAAGUAGCUUUAUUUUUAAUAUACUUUUUCUUAUAAAUGAUUGAUAACAAAUUGAGUUAUAUUAACCCAUGAUUAAUCUACAUAUAUAUGCUCAAAAGUACUUUCAUUAUAAAUGAUGAAUUAAUAAAUAUUGCCAUUAUAAUUGUAAGCAAGUACAUACUACUACGUACUACAUCUACUUAAAUUUUUUAAUUGUUAUAAUCAAAUUUAUUUCUUUUUAUAGACUAUGAGUAA
This is a messenger RNA of Heterotrigona itama, 6654 nucleotides long. The record is from the annotation of a GenBank genome assembly. NCBI's taxonomy places the organism in Eukaryota, Metazoa, Arthropoda, Insecta, Hymenoptera, Apidae.